CCCUUCUCCUCUCUCUCACACACACACACACCAUGGGCAAGGACUACUACGCCAUCCUCGGCGUGGCGCGCGACGCCAGCGAGGAGGAGAUUAAGAAGGCAUACAAGAAGGCCGCGCUCAAGUGGCACCCCGACCGCCAGGCCAACUCGGGCAGCGGCAACAGCGCAGAGGGCGCAAAGAAGAAGUUCCAGGAGCUCGGCGAGGCAUUCGAGGUGCUCUCCGACAAGCAGAAGCGCACCAUCUACGACCAGGUCGGCGAGGACGGCCUCAAGGGCGGCGGCGGCGCACCGGGCGGCGGCGCCGGCGGCUUUCCAGGCGGCGCAGGUGGCUUCCCGGGCGGUGCAGGUGGCUUUCCGGGCGGCGCCAGCUUCAGCUUCGGCGGCCCGGGCGGCGCCGGCGGCUCCUUCUCGCCCUCAGACCCCAACGACAUCUUUGCAUCGCUCUUCGGCGCCAUGGGCGGCGGUGGCUCGGGAGCCUCGCCGUUCGGCGGCAUGGGCGGCGGCAUGGGUAGCAUGGGCGGCAUGCCAGGCAUGCCAGGCAUGGGCGGCAUGGGCGGCGGCGGUGUGCCCGGCGGCUUCGACUUUGGCGGCGGCGGCAUGCCGGGCAUGCAGCAGCAGCGGCAGCAGUCGGGCCGCGCGUCGCCUGAGGGCCCCAAGGACGUCGAGAAGCGCCUGCCGUGCUCGCUCGAGGAGCUCUACGCCGGCGCCGAGCGCAAGCUCAAGGUGGGGCGCGUGCGCGGCGGCGAGAAGGAGGAGCAGGUGCUGCACGUCAACGUCGCCAAGGGCUGGAAGGCGGGCACCAAGGUCCGCUUCGCUGGCGCCGGCAACGAGCGAGGGCCCGGCUCGGGCAGCUACCAGGACAUCGUCUUCGUCAUUGAGGAGAAGCCGCACCCGCGCUUCCGGCGGCAGGGCGACGACCUGCACGUCGACGCCACGCUCUCGCUGGCCGAUGCGCUCGACCCACCAGCGGCCGGCACGCCGGCGUCGCGGCGCAGCGUGACGCAUCUCGACGGACGCAAGCUCGAGGUGCCGCUGCCGCGCCCCGCGGCGGGCUCCACCACCAUCCAGCCGGGCCGCUCGACGCGCAUCGCAAGCGAGGGCAUGCCCAUCUCCAAGACCAAGGGCGCCACAAAGGGCGACCUCGUCGUCGAGUGGCAAAUCGCCCUGCCCGAUCGGCUCGACGACGAGAAGCGCAAGGAGCUGCGGCGCCUCCUUGCCUAGAGCUUCGCUUCCUGAUAGACCUCUGUCCUUCUCUCUGUGUUUCUCCUCGCAAUGUCACCGUGUCACGCGUCUCCU
Messenger RNA from Tilletiopsis washingtonensis, 1295 nucleotides. RefSeq names its product DnaJ-domain-containing protein. Gene Ontology annotation, biological process: translational initiation. The transcript has 5 exons. Gene Ontology annotation, cellular component: cytosol. Bases 33 to 1220 code for a protein of 395 amino acids. The record is from RefSeq and is a predicted model, not a curated record. Gene Ontology annotation, molecular function: protein-folding chaperone binding. Lineage: Eukaryota; Fungi; Basidiomycota; Exobasidiomycetes; Entylomatales.